Melanotaenia boesemani (Boeseman's rainbowfish) is the source of this 4033-nucleotide messenger RNA. Its product is annotated as NACHT, LRR and PYD domains-containing protein 12. The coding region runs from base 368 to 3034 and encodes 888 amino acids. Gene Ontology annotation, cellular component: cytoplasm. Gene Ontology annotation, molecular function: protein binding. The transcript is spliced from 10 exons. Lineage: Eukaryota; Metazoa; Chordata; Actinopteri; Atheriniformes; Melanotaeniidae. The record is from RefSeq and is a predicted model, not a curated record.
GGGACAUACCAUUGAUGAAAGUUUCUUCUGCUAGUAUCAAAACAUACCCACCAAUAUUUACCAUCGAUUCUUUGAAAAUCUGGAUUUUCUCGUUAAGGAUUUUCUUUGUUUUUUAACUACCUGUGUUACUUUGAGUCUCUUCGUCUUUCUUCGGGAUUCCCACUUAGCGUUGUACAUUUUCAUUUCGUGUCAGACUUGACUUUGGUUACCGAGUCGUUAUCAAGUCUUGUUCCAGGUUUAUUCUUGAUUUUUUUUCUCCGUGCUCUUUGGAUAUCCUGCUCUACAGCGACUUUGGUUCGGGCAUGCUAGAACCAUCUAAAGUGUUUUGCUGCCAUCUACCGUUUGGUGUUAUCCAGUGAUAAACACAAUGGACAAAGCUGCUGUGCAGGCUCACAUCCUGAAGUCAAAGGGUGUGCCAACGUUUCUAGGUGGAGAACUGCCUGCCAGUGUGAUUAACAACAAUAAGUAUAUACCUGCACUUACUGCUGAAGCUCAGGACAACAGCUUGGCCUCCAUUGAUCAUGUUAUUCGCAUCGCUCUGUCUGGUGAGGUCAGAAGUGUUGCUCUCAUAGGUCCAGAGGGCUCAGGUAAAACCACUGCUCUGCAGAAGCUUAUCCUGGACUGGACAAAAGGAGAACAUCUUCAAAACUUUUUGCAUGUUUUCAACUUUCAGUUCAGGGAGAUAAAUUCUCUUAAAGGUGUUUUCUCUCUGGAGACUUUUAUGCAACACAAUCAUCAUCUCAUCUCUCCUGAGUCCAUUCCACUUGCUAUAGAGAAAUCUGAUGAGGUUUUGUUUGUUUUUGAUGGCCUGGAUGAGUACAAGCACAGCCUGGACCCCUCCAUUUAUGCCCUCAUUUCUGACCCAAGCCAGACAACAUCAGUACCCUGUUUAGUGGCCAGUUUGCUUCAGGGAUCCCUGCUGAAAGGAGCUGCCUUCGUGGUGGCGUCCAGGCCGACAGAAAAUCUGAAGUUUUUUAGUGGUACUCAGGUGGAAGUUUUGGGGUUUCUGAAACCCCAACGUGAAGCUUACUGUAACAGCUUUUUUACUGACCAUGCUGCUGCCAGCAAAGCACUACAACACAUGAAUAAGACCUUAGGCUUUUAUGAUUUCUGUACUUCUCCAAGAUUUUGUUGGACAGUUUGUUCUAUUUACAAGGUCCUCAUUGAUUCUGGUGAAAAACUUCCUACCACUGUUUCCCAGCUUUUUGUUAGUAUUUUGGUCCACUUGAUUCAAAUGCUCUCUCUGAGUAACUCUGCCAACAGGGCACUAGUGUUGGCCCUCGGUAGGAUGGCCUCUCACUGCUUACUUAACCAACAUUCAAGCUGCACCAAAGAGCACAUUGAUUCCUUUGGUUUACAACAGUUUCUUACCUCAGUUAAUGUUUUCCUGCGAGUAAAUAGUGAACUUGAGUCGGGCCAGUGUACCGUCUCCUUUCAUUCCCAACUAAUGCAAGAGUUCAUUUUGGCUCUUGUGUUUUUUUUGGACCAGUCCACAUUUGGGGAUGUGAAGACGUUGCUGGAAAAACAUGAAGGCAACGCAAAGUUCCUAGACUUUUUCUUAUCUGGGCUCUCAGAGCCACUCCAGUACAGAUCUUUGGAGGCCCUGCUGGGAAAAUUUAAUCCUGAUCAGAUGAAGGAUUAUGAACGGUGGUUUAGAAGCAGCUUGAAGGAGAAACUUAAAUGGUGCCACCAAGAUGAGCACCACAGAUGGCUCCACCUACUGCAUCAAGCUCAGAAUGAGAAUUUGGUAAAGGAGAUCGUGAUUUCUUCAUCAAUACCAGGCAUCAGUCACAGUGACUUGAGCCUCCAGGACUGUGUAGCUGUGAAUUAUAUUUUCACAUGCCUUGGUGAAGUGGAGAGGUUAAAUCUGAAGCAUACAAGAAACUUUACAGAGGAGAAGGCAGAAGUCCUGGCUCCAACUCUGAGUUUGUCACAGCAGAUAACCUUAUCACAGAUCAGUACAGGAGCUGUCCAUCAUCUGGCUUCAGCUUUCAGCAGGGGAGUCCUCAGGGAGCUGUGUCUCUCCAAUUCCAACGUCUGCGAUGAAGAUUUCAACAUUCUCUGUGGGGGACUCAAAGAAAGCAAGCUGCACAAAUUAAUUCUUGAAAUGUGCAAGCUGACAAGGGCCAGCUGUGACAGUGUGGCUUCUGUGCUGACCUCAGAAAACUCUCAGCUACACACACUGCAAAUCAGGUUUGAUGGAAUCGGUGAUCUUGGCUUCACAAAGUUGUGCAAAGCCAUGCACAGUCCUCACUGCAGACUUCAAGAUCUCUACCUGCAAACGUGCGACCUGACCGCGACAUCCAUGGAUGCUUUUGCAGCAGCUUUGUGUUCUGGCCAAUCACAGCUGAGAAAAGUAAACCUGGCAAGUGACGAGAUUGGUGACAGUGGACUAGAGGUUUUGUGCAAAGCUUUGCAACACCCACUGUGUCAACUUCAGAGCAUUAGAUUGUUUGAAUGUAGCCUGACAGCUGCAAGCUGCUCAUCUCUGAAGGAGGUCUUGAUGUCAGACCACUGCUCUCUGUUAGAGCUGGAUCUGUCAUGUAACGAGUUGGGCCAGGAAGGGGGACUUCUGCUCUGCCAAGGCCUGAGUCGACCCGGCUGUCUCAUGCAAAGUGUCAAUUUGACCAGAUGCAAGUUAACUCCAACAGUCUUCAAGGAACUGGGCUCAUUGCUGAGAAAUGGGACUUGUCAACUCAAGUCCUUGAGUGUGGGUCUUAAUGAUGGGGGAAAUCAAGGGGUUAAACAUCUUUGGGAUGCUGUUGCACAACCAAGCUGCAUGUUGGAGGAAUUAGAUGUUGAAAUGACCGGCUUGACAGAUGCAUGUGUUGAAGACAUGUGUGCAGCUGUGAGGGCCAGUAAGACUCUGAAGAGGCUGGAGAUGAGAAACAACACACUGACUGAUGCCUCCGUCCCAGUGAUUGUCCAAGUCAUAAAGGAAAGCCACAUCAUGGAAGAGCUGGUCCUAAGGUAUAAUGAAUUCAGUGAGGAUGUUUUUAACAUGCUGGAGGAGUGUAAUAAAAUAAUAUACUGAGGAGUCUCAAACUACUGCAGGACUGAUCCAGCUAUAACAUUAAAAAUAACUUAACAUAACCAUAAAAUUGAUUUUCUUAUUAUAAUGCAAUGUUUAAAUGCACAACCUUGGAUUCUGACAUGUUUUGGAUCCUGUGGAUGUUACUUAGAUAUGUACCACUGACCUAAAUAGACCAGGCACCUGAGCUGCUCCUGAGCAGCUCAAGCAGCCAAUUCCUUAGAGCAUCUGCAGGAUGUGGCACAGCAAGCCUGAUCUUUGGAUGCCUGACCUUGCAGCAACACAUCUAUUCCCAGCUUCUUGGAAGCAGACACUGCAGGACAUCCCCAAGAUCACCCAUCCAUACCCACAUAGGUGCAAACUCUUCUACAAACAUCAGGGGAAUUCACAGAAAAUUAAGCUGGUGACUUAAAUGUUACUGAUAUUGAUAAAUACACGUAUGGAAAAUAAAUAAAUGAUUGGCUCCAAUGACCUUUAAAUAAGUUUUUCCCUUUUUGUGGAUAAAAUUGUUUAGUAGUCUGAGUCACUCUUCCCUGAAAGUUACUACUUACGAAUAUAAAUCUCAGGUCAACUAACUAAAACUGUUGCUGUGCCACUUUUUCCACAGGCAAAUUCAUAAUUUACAUUGUAAAGGCUAUAUUAAACACUCCAUUUAAAUCUUUUAUCAAUAAGUUUUUGGGAUGUUUAAAAUCCCAAAUCAUAAGCACAAGAGAUGUCAUGUAUUUAAUAUAUAAUGCAGUGAUUUGUUUUAAUCAGUGAAAAAUAUUACAAAUUUCCUCAAAAAAAUCUUAUUUACAUGCAUUGGUUGUAGCAUUGUAAGCAGUUUUACAGUCUCUGUAAACCCCCCACCCACACACCCACACACAAACAUUUCUGUCCACCCUUGUAAACUUGUAAAUUGAAAAACUAAUUCAAUAAAGCACAGCUCAAUCUGUAUGCCACAUAUGGAAUUGUCCUUCUAAAUUCUGCCUCCAUUUAAACAUCUCAGUGGAUUUGUGUGGG